Botrytis byssoidea is the source of this 1820-nucleotide messenger RNA. RefSeq lists its product as uncharacterized. Bases 1 to 957 code for a protein of 318 amino acids. The record is from RefSeq and is a predicted model, not a curated record. The transcript is spliced from 2 exons. Lineage: Eukaryota; Fungi; Ascomycota; Leotiomycetes; Helotiales; Sclerotiniaceae. Gene Ontology annotation, molecular function: ferrous iron binding; zinc ion binding; oxidoreductase activity, acting on single donors with incorporation of molecular oxygen.
AUGCGCCUCAUUCAUCGAGCUACAACUUUACUAAACGUCUGCCGCCAAUAUAGCAACAUAUUUCAGCUUACCUGCCCGGCUUCAAUCUCUUCAGUAUCAAGCAUGUCGACUUCAAGCUCCACUCCUCUUGCUCCGGUAAUAUCCGUAUGCCAUGGUGGUGGUCCCAUGCCAGUUAUGAACGACCCAGGUCAUGCCGAACUCAUAAAGUCCAUGAGCACUCGUGUUCCAGAAAUACUAGGCAUUUCACCCAACUCCUCGACUUCGAAUCCCCCCAAGGCUAUUGUAUUAGUUACUGCGCAUUGGACCGAGACACGUCCUCAUAUAAGCAGCGCUCAGCACCACGAUUUGUAUUAUGAUUACUCUGGAUUUCCAUCGGAAACAUAUAAAUUAAAGUACCCUGCACCCGGAAGUCCAGAAGUAGCGAAGGAGGUUUUCGAGCUAUUGGAUGGAGCAGGAUUAAAACCUGUGUUGGAUGAGAAGAGAGGCUGGGACCACGGCGUAUUUAUUCCCCUCCUCCUCAUUGCACCAAAAGCGCAGAUCCCCAUUGUGCAAGUUUCCGUUUUACGGUCGAAUUCUCCUGCCCAACAUUAUGCUAUGGGCCAGGCUUUGGCACCUUUGCGCUCUCGCGGAAUCGCCAUUCUUGGUAGUGGCAUGCCGUCAUUUCAUAACCUUCGUCUCAUGUUCUCUGGUGUCAUGAAUACUCCCGCAUACAAAGCACGUAAUGAAGAAUGGUCAUAUCGGUUGACAGAAACAUUGAAAAUAGCCGAUGCUGAAGAACGCGGUAAAAAGCUAGAAGAUUGGAGGCAAUGGACCGGUGCUGAGGAUGCGCAUCCUGAGAAGGGACAAGAACAUUUCCUGCCAUUGAUUGUAUGCGCGGGCGCUGGAGGUAAUGAACCAGGAAAAGGAUGGGCAGAUCAAGCUAUGGGUUCGCCGCAAUGGACAUAUUAUUGGGAUUAAGGGUACCUGUCAUGUAGCACUCUUGUGAACAUGACAGGAAAUUGAGGCGUGAGGCGAUAACUUUUACCCUGGGGAUAAUUCAGCAGAUUAAUAGGAUGAAAGACGCAUGACAUUUGCAUAUUAUAAUUUUCAAGACGACUUUGCCGACCUAAACUUUAUACAAGAGCAUAUAUUAUUUGUGGGGAACAUCACAAACUGGUAUAUCACACUGGUCACGGUCGCAUCAGACUAUUAUCUCUUUAGGUAUAUAAUCCGUUUCUUCUACAUGGAGCGUUCAAUUCUACGCCAACGUCUGAACCAAAUCAACUCAGUAUGCCAUAUCUUACCUGCAAGUUAGACCUUCACGAAGACCCGCACUUUGCGCCGCAUGAUAUUGGCACCCGGCGUCGUGCAUAUUCUAUGCUGGUGGGUCUCACAGGACUACAAGAGCUUACCAUACGCCUACUCGGUGGUCUUGAUGGUUAGACAGAGCCGUAUGAAGAAAUGACUGGAGCACUCAUGGAUGGAAAUCAAGGUAGCGGAAAGAUUCGCUCUCUGGUUGUCUUGUUCUGAAAUAGGCUGUGAGAACUUUGUGGGAGAUGAAAGAUUUGCUUUCAGAGUGUUUUCGAAGCCGUGUUUAUCGCUUCCUUCUCCAUAUCCAGAAAUGGUAAAUGGCGAGAAACUUAAUGUAGUGCUAUGAGUAUUUCAGGCACAAGGAUGAAUAUCAACCAAACCAUUGGGUCAGAUGUAUAUAGACAAUUGAGAGAAAAUGACGACAUUGUUGCCUUUGGAAGAUUGGGGAACAGUAUUACCAUACCAUAUCAUGGAUUAAGAUCUUUUGUGUAAAUAAUCGACAGCGUUAUCAGAGUAUGAUGUUGAAUGAU